Molecule: messenger RNA, 1398 nt
Organism: Macrosteles quadrilineatus (aster leafhopper)
Lineage: Eukaryota; Metazoa; Arthropoda; Insecta; Hemiptera; Cicadellidae
Product: piggyBac transposable element-derived protein 2-like
Exons: 1
Coding region: 1-1398 (465 amino acids)
Molecular function (GO): sequence-specific DNA binding
Source: RefSeq, a predicted model, not a curated record
AUGAAAAAAACGACUAAGACUAAACCUAAAAAUACAAACAAAUCGAAAAACUCAGACCUAACUAAAGCUAAGCCUAAAACAAAAAAGCAACUAGGUGAUGAGUUGAAAAAAGCACGCAUGGCCCAGUGGAAAACCUGUGAGCCAUCAUUUUUAAUGGUUAUGGACUGUGAUCCAAUCCCACCAUCGGAUGAAGCUAUGGAAUGUGAGACCCCAGUUGAUUUUUUCUCCUUAUUUUUUAAUAACGCCCUUCUUGAUCAUAUUUGCGAACAAAGCAACUUGUACGCUUUGCGAAAAAAUGUCAACCUAAAUUUGACAAAUGAAGAAUUACUUGUGUUUUUUGGAGGACUGUUGCUCUCUGGCUAUGUCAAGUACCCCAAUAAGAGACUCUACUGGUCUAAAGAAAAUGAUGCUCCAGCACUGUUAAGUGAAAGUAUUCGCUGCAACAGAUUCGAACAAAUUCUUAGGUUCCUACACCUGAAUGACAACAACAACCUUGACACUUCUGAUAGGCUCUAUAAGCUCAGGCCAUACAUCGAUAGCUUGAGUAAUUCUUUUUUGCAUCAUGGUGGUCUUGAUGAAAACUUGUCAGUAGAUGAAAGUAUGAUACCAUAUUAUGGUCGGCACUAUGCCAAGCAAUUUAUCAGGGGAAAACCAAUCCGCUUUGGCUUCAAAAAUAAGGCUCUCUGCUCGUCCUCUGGCUACUUAGUUGCAUUUGACAUAUACACAGGUAAAGAUACAGAUCGAUUGGACAAGUUUGGCCUAAGAGGAGAUGUUGUUAUGAGACUAGUUGAAAAGGCCCAAGUCCCUGCCAAUAGUGGGCACAAGUUAUACAUAGACAACUAUUUCACAUCAGUACCUCUAAUCAAACAUUUAGGAAGUACAGGUAUUUGUGCCACAGGUACACUGAGGGCAGAUAGAACGGAACACUGCACGGUGAAAAGUAUCAAAGACUUGCAGAACGAAGAAAGAGGAUCUUUCGAUUUUCGUACUGCCGAGAAUAUCAUGGUUGUACGCUGGCAUGAUAAUAGUGUAUGUACAGUUGCUACGAAUUGCGAAAAUUUCUCUGUCGGGAGAGCAAGUCGCUGGUCACGGGAACAAAAAGCCAAGGUACAGGUGCCACAACCAACUGUAUUUUCAAAGUAUAACAAGGGAAUGGGGGGAGUGGACUUGUUGGACCAAGGCAUUGCUGCAUACAGGACGAGGAUCCGACAAAAGAAAUGGUGGUGGCCAAUAUUCAUCUAUCUGUUUGAUGCAUGUGUGGUAAAUGCUUGGCUUCUCAACAGGAAACUUUUGCCUGCAGAUUUAGCAAUUCAUCAGCUCCUAAAAGUUUCGGAGGAAUUUGGCUAUCACGCUACUAAAGAAAUAUGGAAAACCAUCAUAUCAAAGAACACAGCCUAA